Molecule: messenger RNA, 1914 nt
Organism: Spinacia oleracea (spinach)
Lineage: Eukaryota; Viridiplantae; Streptophyta; Magnoliopsida; Caryophyllales; Amaranthaceae
Product: protein HLB1
Exons: 14
Coding region: 153-1652 (499 amino acids)
Molecular function (GO): protein binding
Source: RefSeq, a predicted model, not a curated record
CAAAAACAACAGUCUACUCAAAGACAGAUCUCGCUCCCUUUCCUUCAAUUUGUCACACAACCAAACACACACAUUUCAAAAUUCACACCUUCUCUUCUUCUCCAUCUCUCUCUCAUUCAUCUGUGAAUUCAUCAAAUCUUGGAAAUUCAACAAUGGCGGUACCCUCGGAAGAAUCCUCCCAACAUCAAACCACGGCAUUAGAACCGGCAACAGAUCCGCAAGAAAAUGGCGGCAUUGAGCAAUCAAACGACGCCGUUGAAGCCAUUCUUGAGUCCGUUGCUUCUGACAAGGAUCCGAAGCACGAGGUACCCGAACCAGAGUCCCUACCUUCCGGAUCAAACGAAGAAUCAACGGGUCAACCCGAAUUGAAGAAGGACGAAGGUAGCAAAACCUUCACGAUGAGAGAAUUGUUGAAUGGAUUGAAGGGAGAUCAAAGUCAAUCCGGAAAUUCUACUCCCGUUGCACCCGUGACUCCGCUUAGUGAAGAUAUUUCUUUCCAGAACCAUGCCGCUAUGGAUCUUAUCAAUAGUGUAACGGGUGUGGAUGAGGAAGGUCGAUCUCGCCAAAAGAUUCUUACUUAUGCUGCCAGGAGGUAUGCUAGUGCGAUAGAGAAAAAUUCAGGAGAUUAUGAUGCCCUCUACAACUGGGCUUUGGUACUUCAGGAAAGUGCUGAUAAUGUUGAUCCCGAUUCUGCCUCCCCUUCUAAAGAUGCGCUGCUCGAGGAGGCUUGCAAAAAGUAUGAGGAAGCUACUCGUCUUUGUCCCACCCUUCAUGAUGCAUACUAUAAUUGGGCCAUUGCUAUCUCUGAUCGAGCAAGAAUGCGUGGUCGUACAAAGGAAGCUGAAGACUUGUGGAAGCAGGCCACAGAUUACUACGGAAAAGCUGUGCAGUUGAAUUGGAAUAGUCCCCAGGCGCUUAACAACUGGGGACUUGCACUGCAGGAACUCAGUGCGAUAGUCCCUGCUAAGGAAAAGCAUAACAUUGUUAAGACGGCAAUUAGUAAGUUCCGUGCAGCAAUUCAGUUGCAGUUUGACUUUCAUAGGGCUAUUUACAACCUCGGAACUGUUUUGUAUGGCUUAGCCGAGGACUUGCUAAGAAUCGGGGGAUCAGUCAGCCAUAAUGAUAUUUCGCCCAAUGACUUGUAUAGUCAGUGCGCUGUCUAUAUUGCAGCUGCUCACGCAUUGAAGCCAAAUUACUCGGUCUACCGCAGUGCACUGAGGCUAGUCCGUUCUAUGCUUCCUUUGCCCUAUCUUAAAGUGGGAUAUCUGACGGCUCCACCUCCAGGAAAUCCAAUAGGCCCCCAUAGUGAUUGGAAGCGGACACAAUUUGUCCUUAACCAUGAGGGUCUUUAUCAGAUUGUAUCCGAACAAAAGACAUCACGGCAGAGUCUUUCUAGCAAGCCAGUAGAUGGGCCAAAUAUAAAAAAUAGAGCCGUCAAAGUUGACAUCCCUGACAUUGUUUCAGUGUCAGCAUCUGCUGAUCUUACUUUACCACCUGGGGCUGGACUCUUCAUUGACACAAUACACGGACCUGUAUACUUGGUAGCUGACUCGUGGGAAUCUUUGGAUGGUUGGCUGGAUGCAAUUCGUUUAGUUUACACAAUUUUUGCUCGAGGUAAGAGUGAUGUUUUGGCUGGUGUAAUCACUGGAUGAUUAGUCUUUGUUAAAUGUAUUAAUUGUAUUAUCGGUACGCUUUCUUUUCCCUUUUAAUUGGGUUGUGUAGCAUAGAAAUGUUUAAUCACAGAAAUCAAUGUAUAUUAUGAAGAAUUUCCUGAGGAAAUCAAUUUUUUUUUACUUAUGUAGCAAUUGGUGCUAAAUAUAUCGCCAAAUAAAUGUCUCUUUUGUAGCCUGUGGUGGCAGAAUCCAGUUUUUAUUUUUACUUUGAAGUUAUAAAAGAAACAAGUUUUGAUGCUCA